UCAGAGCUCCCCUCCCCCCUUAUAAAAUCUCCCUCUCCCCAUUCGCUUCCAUUAUUCAUUCAACGCGUCUCACCUCCUCCAUCUCUCUCUCUCUCUCUCUCUCUCUCUCUCAGUUGAAAUGGCGGAAGAGUUUCAAGAGUCCGAUGUGUUAUGGCCUGAGCAAUCCUACCGGAGAGAAGAUCGCUUUCGCCGAAAAUUCUUCCAAGACGAGAACUUCGAUCCGGCUGAGAUGAUCUUCAACAAUAACAACUCUGUUGCUUGUGCUCAACAGAAUACGAUUCAACUGCGAAGGAAGAAGAGCAAACAGAGUAGCUCACAGUCUCAUUCCCUUCCGGUUAAUAUACCCUGCAACUGGAACAGCAACAGGUUUGGUAGUAGUAAUAAUAAUCCAUUCUUGCAUUGCUCGGAUUCGAAGGAAAGUGAAGAUGACCUCGAAGAUGCAGAGAUGGUGCCCCCUCACUUAAUAGUCGCCAAUAGAUUUGCUCGGCAGAUGGCUUUCUCUGUUUGCACUGGCAAUGGAAGAACUCUAAAGGGACGUGAUUUGAGACGAGUCAGGAACUCCAUUCUCAGAAUGACUGGUUUCCUCGAGACAUAGUAGACGAUACAUUCAAAGUUUUCAAUUUUUUUUUUUUUAAUAUUUAUUAUACCAGUGGGAAAAAGAAAAUGCAAAUAUCAAUACUAUUAAAUAAAGAGAAAAAAAAAUCGUCCAAUUAGUGUUAAUGGGGUUAUCUUUUCUUUCUCUGAGAUUCUGAGAGAAAUUCGUUUCUUGCCUUUUAAGCUUCAGUCUAUUAACAACCUGGAUCGGUUUGGUCUCUCGUAAGCCAAGUCUCUCAACUGUCUCUGAUGAUAACGAAGAGGGAAGGAAGGAAGCGAAGUAUGAAGCAAAAGGCCUUACAGAGCGCGUGGUGCGCAGUGCACUAGACAUUAUUGGUUGCUUGUUUGGUUGUCCAUAAACCAGUUCAUGGCAGGAAAUUUUUGGGGUUAGGAGAUCCGAUAGCUCGGAACUUGGACCUCUCUGCCAGCUGGGCUGAGACGCAAUCACUGGUCAGAGGUUUUGUAUUGGUCUGCGGUGGAGCUUUAUUAUUCUUUUUUGUUCUUAAUUAAAAACCACAGCUAGUGUAUCUUCUUCGGAUUUUUCAAUGAAUUAUAUAGUUUUUUAUUUUAUUUUUUUUUAUGAAAAAGAUGAUUUAAUGGAUUCAUUAAUUUUGUUUUUUGAUCCCUCAUGAGAAGUCAGAGCGUCUAAUCCAAGAAAUAACAAAAAGCAAGAAGUCAGAAAGUUUUUUCAAAUAAGAGUAAAAGCAAAUGUUAACGUUUUGU
This is a messenger RNA of Macadamia integrifolia, 1317 nucleotides long. RefSeq lists its product as uncharacterized. The transcript has a single exon. Lineage: Eukaryota; Viridiplantae; Streptophyta; Magnoliopsida; Proteales; Proteaceae. The coding region runs from base 119 to 595 and encodes 158 amino acids. The record is from RefSeq and is a predicted model, not a curated record.